AUGAUUAGUGGGUUUUAAACAGGAAAAAAUUAAAAAAUUUAGUUAGUUGAAAAUGAAAAAUGCAAAAAGAUUAUAAUCUAAUUUGAAGAUCUAUCAGAAGAUGAAGAAGAAAUAUAAAAUUCAGAAAAUUAACCAACAAAAUAGGAUUUAAAUAUAUUUAAUUCACUUACUAAGGAAUCCAUUAAAAUUAACAAUUAACUUUACCAUCCUCGUAAAUUUGCUGAACAAGAAUUUAAAUUUUUGAGUAAAACACCUAGAGAUUCACUUUCAGAAAAGAAAAUCUCAUAUUAAACAGUAAUUAUGGGAGAUGAGAUAUAAAAAGAAAUUAUUACACCAAUUAAAAAGAAAGAGUCAAAUAAUAAUGAGAUUUUUUAAAUGAAUGCCAUAUUACUUUCAAAAAUUAACAAAUUACCAAAAUGUUUAAUUGGAGAAAGAUUUUAUGAAUUAUCAAAAUAAUUUAUGAAAAAUUCUAUAUUGAAAAUAAGUUCAUUUUGUAGAUCACCAAUAAUACCCUAAAAUUUAGAUUGCUAAUUAAUUAAGGAAUAUUUUAAGUAAUAUGAUGUUGAAAUUAAUUGGCUUUUCAAUAAGCUAAAUUAAUAUUUUGGAAAUUAUAGUCAAAAAAUAAUUAUACAGAUUAAAAGCUACUUUUAGAAUUAGAAUAUCGCUAUUUUAUUUAAUAUAGAUUAUAAAGUAGAACAAUAAUUCAAGAAAUAUGGACAAAUGAUUAAUCAUUAAGUCAACAUAUGA
Messenger RNA from Paramecium primaurelia, 747 nucleotides. NCBI's taxonomy places the organism in Eukaryota, Ciliophora, Oligohymenophorea, Peniculida, Parameciidae. The record is from the annotation of a GenBank genome assembly.